Lagenorhynchus albirostris (white-beaked dolphin) is the source of this 2069-nucleotide messenger RNA. RefSeq names its product eukaryotic translation initiation factor 4B (gene EIF4B). Bases 118 to 1962 code for a protein of 614 amino acids. Gene Ontology annotation, molecular function: RNA binding. NCBI's taxonomy places the organism in Eukaryota, Metazoa, Chordata, Mammalia, Artiodactyla, Delphinidae. The record is from RefSeq and is a predicted model, not a curated record. The transcript has 15 exons.
GUGUCCCUCCUCGCCUCCCCGCCCCCUCCCAGUUUUGCGUCUCCUAGCCCGACGCGCUCGCUAUAAUCACGUGACUGCCCCAUCCGGGUCUUUUGCGUUCUCUCUCCCUCUCCCAACAUGGCGGCCUCAGCAAAAAAGAAGAAUAAGAAGGGGAAGACUAUCUCCCUAACAGACUUCCUGGCUGAGGAUGGAGGGACUGGUGGAGGAAGCACCUAUGUCCCCAAACCAGUCAGCUGGGCUGAUGAAACAGAUGACCUAGAAGGAGAUGUUUCAACCACUUGGCAUAGUAAUGAUGAUGACGUGUAUAGGGCACCUCCAAUUGACCGUUCCAUCCUGCCCACUGCUCCACGGGCUGCUCGGGAACCCAAUAUCGACCGGAGCCGUCUUCCCAAAUCACCACCCUACACUGCUUUUCUAGGGAACCUGCCCUAUGAUGUGACAGAAGACUCCAUUAAGGAAUUCUUUAGAGGAUUAAAUAUCAGUGCAGUGCGUUUACCACGUGAACCCAGCAAUCCUGAGAGGUUGAAAGGUUUUGGUUAUGCUGAGUUUGAGGACCUGGAUUCCUUGUUCACUGCCCUGAGCCUCAAUGAAGAGUCUCUAGGUAACAGGAGAAUUCGAGUGGACGUUGCUGAUCAAGCACAGGAUAAAGACAGGGAUGAUCGUUCUUUUGGCCGCGAUAGAAAUCGGGAUUCUGACAAAACAGAUACAGACUGGAGGGCCCGUCCUACUACAGACAGCUUUGAUGACUACCCACCUAGAAGAGGUGAUGAUAGCUUUGGAGACAAGUAUCGAGAUCGUUACGAUUCAGACCGAUAUCGUGAUGGGUAUCGGGACAGUUACCGUGAUGGCCCACGCCGGGACAUGGAUCGAUACGGGGGCCGAGAUCGCUAUGAUGACCGAGGCAGCAGAGACUAUGAUAGAGGCUACGAUUCCAGGAUAGGCAGUGGCAGAAGAGCAUUUGGUAGUGGGUACCGUAGGGAUGAUGACUACAGAGGAGGCGGGGACCGCUAUGAAGACAGAUACGAAAGACGAGAUGACCGGUCAUGGAGCUCCAGAGACGAUUACUCUCGGGAUGAUUAUAGGCGAGAUGAUAGAGGUCCCCCCCAAAGACCCAAACUGAACCUAAAGCCUCGGAGUACUCCUAAGGAAGAUGAUUCCUCUGCUAGCACAUCCCAGUCCAGUCGAGCAGCCUCUAUCUUUGGAGGGGCAAAGCCUGUUGACACAGCUGCUAGAGAACGAGAAGUAGAAGAGCGGCUACAGAAGGAACAGGAGAAACUGCAGCGUCAGCUGGAUGAGCCAAAACUAGAACGACGGCCUCGGGAGAGACACCCAAGCUGGCGAAGUGAAGAAACUCAGGAACGAUCGAGGACAGGAAGUGAGUCAUCACAAACGGGGACCUCAUCCACAUCUGGCAGAAGUAAGUCAGACCAGGAUGCACGAAGGAGAGAGAGUGAGAAGUCUCUAGAAAAUGAAACACCCAAUAAAGAGGAAGACUGUCAGUCUCCAACUUCUAAGCCUCCCAAACCUGAACAGCCUCUAAAGGUAAUGCCAGCCCCUCCACCAAAGGAGAAUGCUUGGGUGAAGCGAAGUUCUAACCCUCCUGCUCGAUCUCAGAGCUCAGACACAGAGCAGCAGUCCCCUACAAGUGGUGGAGGGAAAGUAGUUCCAGCUCAACCAUCUGAGGAAGGACCAGUAAGGAAAGCAGAUGAAAAUAAAGUAGAUGGGGUGAGUGCCCCAAAAGGCCAAAGUGGAAAUUCCAGCCGUGGUCCAGGAGAUGGAGGGAACAAAGACCUCUGGAAGGAGUCAGAUAGGAAAGAUGGCAAAAAGGAUCAAGACUCCAGAUCUGCACCUGAGCCAAAGAAAGCUGAAGAUCCAGCCUCUAAGUUCAGUUCUGCAAGCAAGUAUGCUGCUCUUGCCGUUGAUGGUGAAGAUGAAAAUGAGGGAGAAGAUUACACCGAAUAGACCUCUGCAUUCUGUGCUUUCUCCUAGUCUCUCACCACCCGGGAACAUUCGAGAGCAAAUCAAACCUCUAUCCAGACAAGAUAAAAUAAAACUCACCAUCUCCUGGA